This is a messenger RNA of Colias croceus (clouded yellow), 1763 nucleotides long. It is a transcript of the gene DESAT4, whose product is annotated as acyl-CoA Delta-9 desaturase-like. NCBI's taxonomy places the organism in Eukaryota, Metazoa, Arthropoda, Insecta, Lepidoptera, Pieridae. Gene Ontology annotation, biological process: unsaturated fatty acid biosynthetic process. Gene Ontology annotation, molecular function: iron ion binding; stearoyl-CoA 9-desaturase activity. The coding region runs from base 332 to 1390 and encodes 352 amino acids. The transcript has 5 exons. The record is from RefSeq and is a predicted model, not a curated record. Gene Ontology annotation, cellular component: endoplasmic reticulum membrane.
ACUUCAUUGUAGACAUUUCGCCGCCGCUGCAACGCAACGGACACCGGCUCAAAGUCAAACUUUACAUUACGGUAUAAAAAUUCGCACGUGAACGUUUUGUGCCGGGUUUAGUCAAUACUAUUAUUAAUCAUUAUCUUACAAAUAUUUUGUAUAUAUAUGAUUAGACUGAUCUUCGAGUGGCAUUCUUGCUCUGUGUGGCAUUCCAAUUGAAUAAUUAUUAUUGCGUGCAUGUGCGUCAAUUUUCUAUAGUGGUCAGAUAUAUUAUUAGGAUACCUACUCUCUGGUGGUCAGUGUGAAGUGUUGUAUUCAUAUUUUGAUAAAAACAAUUAAAAUGGCACCAAAUUCGUCAGACGUAAAUGGAGUGCUUUUUGAAAGUGAUGCAGCUACACCAGACAUGGCACUUCCAACUGCCCCCAUACAAAAGGCAGACAACUAUCCUAGGAAACUGGUCUGGAGAAAUAUCAUUGCAUUUGCAUAUUUACACUUAGCUGCUAUCUAUGGAGGAUAUCUAUUUCUAUUUUCUGCAAAAUGGCAAACUGACAUAUUUGCCUAUGUCCUAUAUGUGAUGUCUGGACUUGGAAUAACAGCGGGUGCACAUCGUCUGUGGGCACACAAAUCAUACAAAGCAAAAUGGCCGCUGCGACUCAUUCUGGUUAUCUUCAACACAUUGGCUUUCCAGGAUUCAGCGAUAGACUGGGCUCGUGACCACCGCAUGCACCACAAGUACUCAGAGACGGACGCGGACCCGCACAACGCGACGCGCGGCUUCUUCUUCUCUCACAUCGGCUGGCUGCUCGUGCGCAAGCACCCGGAGCUCAAGCGCAAGGGCAAAGGCCUAGAUCUGAGCGACCUGUACGCGGACCCGAUACUUCGCUUUCAGAAGAAGUACUACAUGAUCUUGAUGCCGAUCGCGUGUUUCGUGUUACCUACAAUGAUCCCAGUGUACUUGUGGGGCGAGUCGUGGCUCAAUGCAUACUUCGUGGCCGCCAUGUUCCGCUACGCCUUCAUCCUUAACGUCACUUGGCUCGUGAACUCUGCUGCCCACAAAUGGGGCGACAAACCAUACGACAAGAGCAUCCAACCGUCAGAGAACAUCUCGGUGGCCAUCUUUGCUCUCGGCGAAGGCUUCCACAACUACCACCACACCUUCCCGUGGGACUACAAAACCGCCGAGCUCGGAAACAACAGGAUGAACUUCACCACCACGUUCAUAAACUUCUUCUCGAAAAUCGGCUGGGCCUACGAUCUGAAAACCGUUUCUGAUGAGAUAGUGCAAAGCAGAGUGAAACGCACCGGCGAUGGAACCCACCCACUGUGGGGCUGGGGCGACAAAGAUCACCCCAAGGAAGAAAUGGACGCCGCCAUCAGAAUCAACCCCAAGGACGAAUAAGUCCAACUAGUUUUAAGAUUUUAAUGAUUUCUAUAAGAGCAUCAAAGGGAUGAAUGAACGUUAGAAUUUAUCGAAUCUAAAGACGGCCUAUGAGCGCCGCUUCUAUUCGCUUUAUAAGUCUAUUCGAAUACUUAAUUUAUGUUUGCUGUCGAAUAUCGAUGUAGUAUAUUUUCGCUUGUAGUAUUUCUUAGUUUUUAUUUGCGCACUGAUUUCUGAGACUGUGAACGAGAUAUAGUAGUUUUAAGUUGGAAUAACCAUUGUAACACGCUGCGUGCAUCGGGUGGCACGGUGUUUAUUAUAACCCGCUUGUGAUAUUUUAUUGUUUACCACAAAAUGUUUUCGCAUAAAUAUAUUUUUUAUUAAUCUUUUGUAA